Messenger RNA from Purpureocillium lilacinum, 219 nucleotides. NCBI's taxonomy places the organism in Eukaryota, Fungi, Ascomycota, Sordariomycetes, Hypocreales, Ophiocordycipitaceae. The record is from RefSeq and is a predicted model, not a curated record.
AUGGCCUGCCUGUGUGCGCUGGUGGCCCUUGGGCGUCUGGGGUCGACGUGUCGCGCCAGGCACGGCCAUGUGGAUCAGAGGGACCUUAUAUACGCCAUGCAGGAUCACGAGCAAGAAGAUCGAAGUUGGCGUGGACGCGUGGAUGUUAUGGCGGUGGGAAGCGGAACGAGUCAAGCGUGGUCUGAGAGGAUGAGAGGAGCGUUGGAGUCUAUACCAUGA